GUCGGGAUUGAUGGGGAUGUUUCCAUCAUGGCGGCGUCCAUUUCAGGUUACACUUUUAGUUCUGUGUGUUAUCACAGCGCCAACAGCAACUCGGAUCACGAGGGCUUCCUGUUAGGAGACGUUAGGCAAGAAGAGACGGUCAGCAUCAGCGACACGCAGAUCAGUACUGCAGAACUGGUCCAAGUAGUAGAAAUCCACAACCAUGAUCCUUGUACACAAUUAUUUAGUUUUUAUGACUACGCCGGUAAAGUCAACGAAGAAAGUCUCAACAGCAUUCUUAAAGAUAGGCGGAAAAGUGUCAUUGGCUGGUACCGGUUCCGGAGGAACACGCAGCAGCAGAUGUCGUUCAGGGAACAGAUCAUCCACAAACAGCUGACUCAGCUGCUUGGCGUGCCCGACCUAGUCUUCCUUCUUUUCAGCUUCAUCUCCACCGCGAACAGCUCCACGCAUGCUCUGGAGUAUGUGCUCUUCAGACCCAACCGCAGUCGGUACAACCAGAGGAUUACGCUCACAAUCCCAAACCUCGGCAACACAAGCCAGCAGGAAUACAAAGUCUCCUCAGUGCCCAACACCUCACUCAACUACGCCAAGGUCAUCAAAGAGUAUGGAGCUGAAUUCUUUGACAAUGAUGGCGUGAUGAAAGAUAUCCGAACAAUAUUCCAAGUCUACAGCGCCCUGCAGGACAAAGUUCAAGCAGUUUGUGGGGAGGUAGAACAAAGCGAACGUGUUAAGGAGAAAAUUCAAGAGGAUGUGAACAAAAUCAAACAACAAAUCGCUCUCAGGAAACGCAAGACAGCAGAAGAGGAGAGAAGGCUGCGUGAAGCUCAAAAUGCAGACUCUCAUUCCACUCCAGAGGAGAACACAGAAUCUUCAGAGACCUCUCUUCUGUCCAGGAUAUCUUUCCAAGCCCCUUCUGCCCCGGAGCGGCCCAAUACCUCACCCAACCCACCAUCCUACACUGACCUUUUGUCCCAAGACGACUCUUUGCUCUCCUCCACUUCCCCCCCUACUAGUGCUGCUCUUUUACCUCGGCCCCAAGCUGUGGGUUCUCCGGGACACCCCACCCCCGCCCCGCUGGGGAUGGGCCUGGGCCUGGGCCACGGGCUGGGCCUGGGCCUCAGCGUCAGCCCCAACCCCGUCCCCGCUCCCAGCACUCCUUACCUUGGCAACGGAGACGGGUCGAGCUCUGACUCGCUGGACAGACAAGCCGCGGGGCAGGAAGACGACGACGAUGACGACGACGACGACGAAGGCGACGAAGACGAGGACAGUAGCGAAUACGAGAACUUAGUGAGCGAAACCGCUCAUCUGCCAAUCGUCUCUGCCAGCGUUUUAGCUCAAGGCCGACCAGCUUCCCUCAGCCCCGACGGGGACGCCCGAGGCUCACAGACCACAUAGAGACAUGCCACAAGACGUGACAGGGACACUGAUGUGCAAAACACCUCGAAAGGUGGGAAUCUGAAGCAAUCAAAGAUAGGCAAAUAUUUAAAAGAAAAAAACAAAAAAGAAGUGCCAGUCCUGAAAGUGAAAGGCAUGUGCAAGUGGUGUCCCGCUAUGUUUCUUUCCGUUUGUCUCGGUUUGCCAGUCUUACUGGGCUUCGCAGGCGCAACAGGUCCAUAGCACUGAGGGGAAGUCGUUUGUUUUCAUGUCUCCUUUGGUAUUUGGCUGAUCUAGACAUGCAAGUGCGAAUCCGUCUGUUUUCAGGAUCAGGGUUUAGUUAUGGCACCGUGAUUUUAUGCCAACUGGUUGGCACCGGCUCCUGAAACAGGCCCACGCUUUCUGUACGUCUUGUAUCUUUAUCUUUUCCUUUUCACAUUCACGUCAUCUCGUAUGAGCACCCUCUUUUUGCAUUACCUUUUGCACUAUUUAAUUUUUCCUUUCUUUUAAACAGUCCAUCAAAGAAGCAAAGGGAAACAAAUAAAAUGCGGCCUUCAGUUGUUGUUUUUUUUUUUCUUUUUUAAGCAGGCAAAUUAGUAACUUUUUAUUUUAAAAUCGAAGAAAGAAAUAUAUGUAAUUACAAAUGUCUUUAAUGUGCACGUUUUCAUCAUUUGUUUUAGCUUGUUUUCAUGUCCCACAGUUUUUGAUGAUACAGUUAUCUAUUUAACUGGUGAAUAAUAGAUCUCAAACUAAAUUUACUCUGCCACUUCUAUCAUGGGUGCUUUAUAUAUACGUAUAUCUAUAUAUAUAUUUUUUGUCAGAUUAACAGUUAAUCAGACUUGAUUGACAAUGUCAAUGUCUUGUUCUUCUUGGAUAACACUGAAAUUGUAUGCGCUUUUUUCUGCACUAAAACAGAAUCUAAGAUUUCUUUAUUAUCGUGCUAUACCAAUGCUGACAUGUUGUGCCACUUGAGUAGUCCUUUCCGACCACCCUGAGCCCGACUCGGCUCAGCUUUCGUGCAUUGUAUGGGGUUCACAGGGCAAACACAGUGUACUGUAGCUUUACUAACCGGAUGCUUAAGGUUCCCUUCUGCUGCUGCAAAACAGAGCUACCACUAAAAAAAAGAAAAGAGAAAAAAAAACAACUAAAUACUGCAUCUGUCUGUUCUUCUUCAUAUAAUCUCUGGCUGCUGCUUCAGCUUUAUAUCGCUGGUUGUCUCAGUACUACUGAUCAUGUUCGUAUAACCACUUCGAGCUGACUUCUUGCAGACUUAUCCUCUAUUAAAAGUCAUAACAGAAGGCUGGUACCCCUGUAGUGUGUGAAUUGCAAUCUGAAACGGACACCAAGCAGCCGCCUCCUUUUUUUUUUUUUUUUCUUGUCUGUGCAUAGUCGACUGCAGACCUUGUGUAUUCACACCUGCUACACUUCUAUGGACCUGGAUAAUGUGAUGAAAACAUUGUGACCUUGCUUUAGUAUACAGUGCCUUCCACUCAGGGCAGUUUCUGUCUGCACACAGAACAAAUUCACAGAUCUCUCAGUCUCUCGAGAGGUUAAAUCAUUGCUAGUAAGUUUUUUUUUUUUCUUUCGAUUACCAACUUCCAGCCUUUUUCUUUUUCCAAUUUUAGUCCUUUUUUAUAAAGUGAUGUUUUUGUCUACUUGCUACAACUUUACUGCUUCCUAAACCUGUUUUCCCUUUUCAUGUUACUGAUGGCUUCCAACUGGACCUGUGUCUCACGGUUGUGAAUGUUACUCUGCUGGCUCUGUUAUUUGGAACUGGAAUUAUGACUCUAAAGCCGAAGGGCAUUUGUGUAGCAACUGAACAGCCUGCCAGGCGAAAUUGGUAAUGAGUUCAACUGACAUGCAAACGACUGCUUCUUAGAUAUCUUUUUUUUUAUUAUUAUUAUUAUUAUUAAAGGCAACAGUUACAAGGUAUGGACUGAUGAGGACACUCUCCUUGCAUGAGUGGGUUAACUAUAGACACUGUUGUAUUCAGCAUGGAUGUACUUUUGCACUGCACACGGAGGGUGUCUGAGAUUGCAAGGAGGUUGCACACAGUCUUAAACUCCAAACAUUUUGCAGCAGAAGGUGCUUCGCCUUGUGAAUAAGUUUUGUUUUUCUUUACAAUCUGUUUGUAUGUAUUUUUGCCUUGGAGUUACUUUACCCUGAUGUGUAAUGCCAAUGAAUCACUGAUCGGGAACUGGCACUCAAAAUCUUGCUUAAUAAUCACCCAGGGUAACACAAUCACACAAUAUGAAACGAGAUGAUAGAAUCAGAGUGUGGUUUUCUAUUAGUACUGGAAUAUAACAAGAAAACAAUGAAUGUAUAUUAAACACAGAUGGUGGGGGUAGCAUUUAAACAGCACUUACUGUAUACACUUGUCUCAGUUGAGUGUUGUGGUGAUAUAGAACCGCAGUUCUCAAUGUUGGUCCCCUCUCUUAAUCCUGGUCCUCAGGCCCUUCGUGAUUACUUUUUCUGCCCCCCCACCCCCCCACCCCCCUUUUUUUUUUUGUAUCUCUGAUUUGUCCCUGACUCUGUGGUCAGAAAGAAAACCAGCAGAGCUUCAGUAGAAAAAUCAACAGGCAUAAAGUGUGAGAGGACUAACAUUGUUAGGAUUCUUUAACUUUCAAUGGCCAAAUUAACACAUAUAUAUAAACAUGUACUCCUGCUGUAUGGGGUCACCCUUCUCUUCCUACCCAUAAGUGGGACAUCAACACCUCCCUAAAGCACAAAGUCCAGUGCAAAGCUUAGACCUCCUUGGCUUUUAUCUGGAGUUAUGUACUUGACGAAAGUUGCCCAAGAAAUUGCUUGGAUAAGCACAGAGAAUACGUUCUUAAACUGGGGAUAAUAAAUGAGACGUGCAUA
Salarias fasciatus (jewelled blenny) is the source of this 4239-nucleotide messenger RNA. It is a transcript of the gene abraxas2, whose product is annotated as abraxas 2, BRISC complex subunit. Gene Ontology annotation, cellular component: nucleus. Lineage: Eukaryota; Metazoa; Chordata; Actinopteri; Blenniiformes; Blenniidae. The coding region runs from base 28 to 1398 and encodes 456 amino acids. Gene Ontology annotation, molecular function: microtubule binding; polyubiquitin modification-dependent protein binding. The record is from RefSeq and is a predicted model, not a curated record. The transcript has 9 exons. Gene Ontology annotation, biological process: protein K63-linked deubiquitination; attachment of spindle microtubules to kinetochore; mitotic spindle assembly.